Molecule: messenger RNA, 1211 nt
Organism: Elephantulus edwardii (Cape elephant shrew)
Lineage: Eukaryota; Metazoa; Chordata; Mammalia; Macroscelidea; Macroscelididae
Gene: HMG20B
Product: high mobility group 20B
Exons: 9
Coding region: 65-1018 (317 amino acids)
Biological process (GO): regulation of gene expression
Cellular component (GO): nucleus
Source: RefSeq, a predicted model, not a curated record
UGAAGCGUCGCAGCAACCUAAAAGCUUCGGGAAAGUUUCUUUGGAGGUCUGGCCUGGAGCGGCCAUGUCCCACGGCCCCAAGCAGCCCGGCGCCGCCGCCGCGCCAGCAGCCAACAAGGCUCCAGGCCAGCAUGGAGCAUUCGUGGUAGCUGUAAAGCAAGAGCGAGGCGAGGGCCCGAAGGCUGGAGAGAAGGGGCCGCAGGAGGAGGAGCCCGUGAAGAAGCGUGGCUGGCCCAAGGGCAAGAAGCGGAAGAAAAUUCUACCGAAUGGACCCAAAGCCCCAGUCACGGGCUACGUGCGCUUCCUGAACGAGCGCCGGGAACAGAUCCGCACGCGCCACCCGGACCUGCCUUUCCCCGAGAUCACCAAGAUGUUGGGUGCCGAGUGGAGCAAGCUGCAGCCGGCUGAGAAGCAGCGGUACCUGGACGAGGCUGAGCGGGAGAAGCAGCAGUACAUGAAGGAGCUGCGAGCCUACCAGCAGUCCGAGGCCUACAAGAUGUGCACGGAAAAGAUCCAGGAAAAGAAAAUCAAGAAGGAGGACUCGGGCGGGGGGCUCAUGAACACGCUGCUGAAUGGACACAAGGGUGGGGACUGCGAUGGCUUUUCCACCUUCGAUGUCCCCAUCUUCACCGAAGAGUUCUUGGACCAAAACAAAGCGCGGGAGGCGGAGCUGCGGCGCCUGCGGAAGAUGAACGUGGCCUUCGAGGAGCAGAACGCGGUGCUGCAGCGGCACACGCAGAGCAUGAGCAGCGCGCGCGAGCGCCUGGAGCAGGAGCUGGCGCUGGAGGAGCGGCGGACGCUGGCGCUGCAACAGCAGCUCCAGGCCGUGCGCCAGGCGCUCACCGCCAGCUUCGCCUCGCUGCCGGUGCCAGGCACAGGUGAGACGCCCACACUGAGCACGCUGGACUUCUACAUGGCCCGGCUUCACGACGCCAUCGAGCGCGACCCUGGGCGGCACGAGAAGCUCAUCGUCCGCAUCAAGGAGAUCCUGGCCCAGGUGGCCAGCGAGCACCUGUGAGGGGGCGACCCUGAUCCCACACGACUGAGCUCGAGGCUGGCCCUCUCCCACCCAGCCCCGUGGAGGAGGGGCCUGGGUGCGUCCUUUGGGGCUGGUCCAAUCCUGCACCUUGGGGGCACUAGCCCCCCAAAUUAAAUCUCUACAGCACUCCCUUAGCCUUUAAACCCCUCAGGAGCCCCCCAAAAAAGCACUC